GGUAAAUUACAUCUGAGUCAGCACUGCAGAUUGCUGGAACGGAGAUCCACCGGGGCCAGGUUUCACAGCGCGCAGACAUUUGGACUCUGAGGAAUGCUCAAAGCCAGUUGUCACUUCAUUCAUGUUGUGCAGCGGACACGGAUGCAGGUUUACGGCCAACAACCAGAGACGCCCACUGUUUCCAGCAGCUUUGGAUUAGCUGUCAAGGCAGCGAAGGAUCUGAUCUGGAGUUUUAAAACAGAAACUCGCUUUGAGAAACGGAUCAAGGGGGGGGGAGUGGAGGAGGGUUCAUUUCUGCAUCUUUCUGGUCAUGACUUGUUGUUUGCAGCAAAGGUAAAUCAAAUUUGGGCCUGGAUUCGGUUCUGGUGUUGCUUUCAGAUGUUCCUCAACACGGUGCUGGUGGUCCUGACAGACCUGGCUGCCAGGUUGCUUGGUAACAAGCUGUUCAGGCAGCAUUUCCACCUGCUGCUCUCAGCUGUCCUGGUGUUCGGCCCUGCGCUGAGCCUCUGGGUUUCCCAUCACAGCAUCUUUGCCAAGAGAAGCCACUUCCUCUAUAGGUUGUUCCUGCGCUCUGGUUGGGGCUGGACGUGUGUUUUCGUCGGGUCCUUCGUCUUCCUCCUCUCCUACUCCAUCCGCCGCUCCGUCCUACACUCGCUCCGUCACCUCAGCAGGCUCGCAGUGGCAGGAGGGCUCUGGCUUUGCUUCUGUACACUGCUGGACCUCCUGGAGAACACCACAGGAAGCUGCUAUGAACCUCUGUCCACUGGUCCAGAGGUCACCGGUGGGCAGCCUCUGCUGGUGCUCAAAGAAGGGGAGAGCAAGUCCGAGUGCCUGAAAGCUGGGAUGGUGUGGCGAGGUUACGAGGUUUCAGAGGACGUCUUCCUUCUGUGUCUGUGCUGCCUGCUGCUGGCAGAGGAAACGUCGGUGUUUGGUCCGUAUCUGAGGCUCGGGGGCGUCUCAGACGCCCCACUGAGGAUCCUCUUUUUGCUCUGUGUUCUCCUUCUUGGACUGUGGAUCUUCCUGCUGCUCUGUCUCUUAGCCUACUUCCCCCAGUUCCCCACUCAGCUGCUAGGAGGAGCGCUGGGCUGCCUCAGCUGGAGGGGACUGUAUCAGGGCUGGUACCGCAUGGGGCCCAGCUGGUACUGCCCAGGAAGGCCUGGUCAGGGACUGCUCAACAUGAAGACCAGCAGCGCUGGCGCAGAAGACACACUAAACCAUAAUCACUACAAUUAACCGAUGAAAACAGAUUCAACGCUUUGAGCUUAAACAUUAAAAGUCUUUAAAUCUUCCAACAAAAA
This is a messenger RNA of Poecilia latipinna (sailfin molly), 1298 nucleotides long. RefSeq names its product fat storage inducing transmembrane protein 1, like (gene fitm1l). Gene Ontology annotation, cellular component: endoplasmic reticulum membrane. Lineage: Eukaryota; Metazoa; Chordata; Actinopteri; Cyprinodontiformes; Poeciliidae. Gene Ontology annotation, molecular function: coenzyme A diphosphatase activity. Bases 94 to 1233 code for a protein of 379 amino acids. The record is from RefSeq and is a predicted model, not a curated record. Gene Ontology annotation, biological process: phospholipid biosynthetic process; lipid storage; lipid droplet organization. The transcript has 3 exons.